This is a messenger RNA of Torulaspora globosa, 1671 nucleotides long. RefSeq names its product Ddc1p (gene DDC1). Gene Ontology annotation, biological process: cellular response to ionizing radiation; DNA replication checkpoint signaling; meiotic cell cycle. The transcript has a single exon. The record is from RefSeq and is a predicted model, not a curated record. NCBI's taxonomy places the organism in Eukaryota, Fungi, Ascomycota, Saccharomycetes, Saccharomycetales, Saccharomycetaceae. The coding region runs from base 1 to 1671 and encodes 556 amino acids. Gene Ontology annotation, cellular component: checkpoint clamp complex; condensed nuclear chromosome.
AUGUCAUUCAAGGCGACUAUCUCAGACCCAGAAAGACACCAAAUUUGGUCUCGUACGGUAAAUGCACUUUCCACUAUCUAUGAGGACGUAAGGCUUACAAUAACGCCGAGUGAAUUGAUCGUAUGGAAUAUAAACAGUACAGACACUACAUUGAGCAAAGUACGUUUCUCAUCUCAAUUUUUCGAAGAGUAUACGUUCCAACCACGAGAAAUAAUCUUUGGUGAAAGCGGCAUCCAAGUUGUGACUGACUCUCAUGGUGUAGACCAUAAGUUAUACUCGCUCCAGAUCAACGGCCGACAUCUCAGUACCGUCUCCAAGAAACCAGAUGGCGAUGCCAUCAAGAAUUUUACCAUUUCCAUCAAUAAUUCGCCUACAUGUCCGGAUAUCCUGACCAAUCGACUUUUGGUGCAUGUUGAAAUGGAAUCUUUGAUUAGAAAAGAAUAUACGCCGCAAUUCCAACCUAUAGAAUAUGAUCCAAUAAUUAUUGAUCUGAAAUACAAGAGGAACUUCUUGAAUGUGUAUGGAUCUGCAAGCUCACUGCCGAAUGGUGAAAUGGAACACUUGGAUCCUAAGCUGCAAGCGAUCUUUAAUGAUUCCAGAAAAGAAUUAUCUGAGGCCCUCUUCAGCGAUGAUCCGAAAGCGGAUUCUAAGAGAGAUAAUAAGCUGACGGCAGCUGAUGAAAUUAAUUUUAUAUGCUGCAACCAAGCGUUACUGAAGAACUUCAUUGACAACUGCAAUGCGAAUGUAACCGAGGAAUUCAAGCUGGAGAUCAAUGUUCACAAGCUUGUGAUGACUGCGUUUACGAAGGCUAUCUAUGGUAAAAAUAAUGAUAUUCUGAAGAACACUAUGAGUCUGAGCAACACAAUCAGCGUCGCGGAUCUCGAACACUAUUGUUUGUUUACUACCGUAGACGAAGGUGAGUCUUCUAGCGCAGAUGGGAAGAAGGAUCAAACGAAAUCCAUAAUAUUUAAACUGAAAGAUCUCAAAAAUUUCCUGAGUACAACGUGGAGUUGGAAAACCGCUCAUAAUGAUAACUUGAACAUAUGGUUUUGCCAUAGUGGUGAUCCUAUUCUGAUAGAGCUGAAAAAAAAUGGCGUAACGCUACAGCUGGUUCAAGUAACAGACGGUAGCGGCGCACAUUUCGACCACGAAGAUCAUAUGGCUGGAACAGUGAUUAAGAAAGCAAUAUCCCCCGAGAAGUCCAAGAUUCAUGUCACUCACGGCGAUACCUCCGAUCCACGUCGUAGUCCUCUGAGAAGCCAUCAGAGGUACACCACCGAAACACGAACGAGCCCUCUGAAUGAUCGGCCUACGUCUACUGCCGCGCAUGCGCCCAGGCGACUCUUUGUCACCGGCGAUUCACAGCCGGCUUCGCAGAGGAGAGGUUCUGGUUCGAGACUUGACUGGAACGAUCAAGAUCGACUCAGCCGAGAGCCCACGGAAUUUGCUCCAGAGCCGACUAACACUGCACCUGUUCGUGCCGAAAGAACAGGUACUACGAUUGAAUGGGGAAAAAGGCCCCGAGAAGAGGAUGAGGACUUUUCAACUCUCGACAGACAGAGUGUGCUCAAAAAUGAGAAGAUCAAGCAUUUCCAGGCAAUAACUAAAAUGCAGGAAGCCGAGGGACUAGGCCCCACUCAGCAGACAAAACCGAAGGGUCUAUUCGAUUAG